AUGGUCGCUGUAGGGAUCAAAGUACGCAACCCAAGUGGAAAGUGGCCUUUGCCACUUUGGAUGAGGCUAGCCAGCCUGGCCACUCGGCAAAAGGCAAGGCAAGCCUCUGUUAGUCUGCAAAGCAAGCAAGCGAGGGCAGGAGUGCUGCCAGUCGGCAAAGCUGAGAGGCGAGGGCAGGAGGGCUCCCAGACGGCAAAGCCAAGAGGCAAGGUCAGGAGGGUUACGAGUCGACAAAGCCAGCAAGGUAAGGCCAGGACGGCUACCAGUCGGCAGGUAGCUGGGCUCGCCUCCGCCAGUCGGCAGGUCCCUGGCUAG
This is a messenger RNA of Ilex paraguariensis (yerba mate), 315 nucleotides long. Lineage: Eukaryota; Viridiplantae; Streptophyta; Magnoliopsida; Aquifoliales; Aquifoliaceae. The record is from the annotation of a GenBank genome assembly.